Molecule: messenger RNA, 1224 nt
Organism: Homarus americanus (American lobster)
Lineage: Eukaryota; Metazoa; Arthropoda; Malacostraca; Decapoda; Nephropidae
Exons: 5
Coding region: 161-733 (190 amino acids)
Source: RefSeq, a predicted model, not a curated record
AUAUGAGGUCUCCGGGGACCCCACACACACACACACACACACACACACUCUGGCCUGCACCACCACAGUUAACGGCCUCGAGUGUCCUAUCCUUCUACAGGUGAAUCUCUAACCUCACCGUGAACUCUGCCGCUCCAGCAGUGUGCUCUAAGCCUGCAGCAUGAAGGUGUUGAUUUCUGUGUUCCUGACGGUGACGCUGCUAGUGCUGUCUAUACACGCCCACCGCCACCUGCAUCGUGAGGGUGCUCAAUGUGGCGGUUCCUUUAGGAACAAAAUAGAAAUCAUUACAAAUUUGACGCUGGAGGAGUGCCAAUUAAAUGAUACAUCGAUCUGUCUAAAUAACCAAAUGACUUGCCUUAAAGAACUGAAGCAGGAAUUACCUUCAAAUAUAACAGCCUUCAAAAUCGAGACGAAAGAGAACAUAACUCUCUGUGCCUCCAAUCUCCAAAUUAACAUCACCCUCCCGGAUUCGUUUCUAUCCACCACCAGCUCCGAAGGAAACUUGUUUGGGGGAGGACGCGGGCCACAUGGACUCGGACGAGGCAGCCGACGAUUCCGCAGACAAUCAUGGAGCCGCCAAUACGGACGAUCACGGGGGCGCCAUCACGGACGACCCGAAAACCUCUUACGACUCCUGGGCAUCCCCGACGACCAGCUCCUGCCCAUGAUCUCCUGCCUGAUGGAGCUGAGCGGCUUAAUGGACACGUACAGAGUGUGUAUCAGCCAGUUCUAGCGGCAGGAGCAGCGCCACACCACACUGACGGAACUUGGUCUCACUAAGGAACGCAUCUAAAAAAGAACAUUCGUGAAUGCCGCUAAGGACUCCCUUUAUUUACUCUUUCAAGAACACCCAGAGGAGGAGUUCCCUGGGCUCUCUCUCGGCACCUUCAGCAGUCUUCCCACAAAACACAUCGUUCUUCGCUCGAGUCAAGAUAGUGACUGCAGCGGGUGUGAGCCGCCCGUAGUAGCCCCGACGCGAAAACCAGUGGACGGAGACACACACACACACACACACCCACACACACACACACACACACACACACACACACACACACACACACACACACACACACACACUUCCAACAACAUCAACAAGUACAAGAAGAACUAUCGAUAUUUUCAUCACCACUAUUCCCGGGUCUCUCGCAAGAUGAACCUUCCCUACUGUCCAGCACACACUAACACAUGGCUUGAAUUUCCAUGCAAUAAACUUUGGCAAACAAA